ACCAAAAGGGGGCAGGAACGCUGUCCACAGACGCUAUCCUUUCGCUUUCCAUGAGUCUCCACAUACCAGCCUCCUCUCACUCACUCACCACCUAGCAGCCCGUAUAGUGAUGAUGUUGCACCUGUCUUCAUUGCUCUCUUCUGAAUCAUCACGGAUGCUGAAUGGAAUAUUUUGACGUCAAUUAUUUCUAAUUGGUCUUAAAAGUUCUAAGAACGCCGACGGUCAAUAUUAGAUCACGCGUCAUUUUGCGAGCAUGAGGUUUUCUUCUGACUGACGCGAAUCGCCUGCGGUAUUUUAGUACCAGCAGUGUUUUUGAAAGUGGACAGAUAAGCAUGGACUAAUCGUUGUGAUUAUUUUCCAUUCAUGAUGGGACCAUUCAAACUUUAUUUUUUGUACAGUACAUUUGCCAUCUUCCCAGCUCUAGGCUUUGGUGUCGAUCCAGCCCUCCGCAUCAACGUAUUCGAUGAACUGAAGUUGGGAGAGUCUUACGCUGGAGUUUUUCAAGUUCAGGGGUUCCACAAUGAGAGCAGAGCCUUUCUUUUCCAAGACUCAUGGAGGAACGUGAGGGUGAAGGAGGAUGUAGCAGAGGUGAUGCUCCAGAAGCUGAGAGACAAGACAGAGUUCACUGUGCUGGCCACUCUGAAGCAGGAGAGACUCAACUCUGGAGUCCUGCUCUCCAUACACUAUGCAGAACACAGGUAUCUGGAGUUGGAGAGCAGUGGGCAGCGUAAUGAGAUCCGUCUCCACUACCGUACCAGGGACCAGCGGCAACACACUGAGGGGUUCCCCUACUCCCUGGCAGACGACCGUUGGCACAAGCUGUCCGUGGCCGUCAGUGUCUCCCACGUGGUGCUGCACGUCGACUGUAACAGGAUCUAUGAGAGGGUGAUAGAGAAUCCGUCUAUGGACAUUCCCUCUGACACCACCAUCUGGCUCGGACAGAGGAACCAGGCCCAUGGAUACUUCAAGGGUAUAAUGCAGGAUGUUCAGCUGGUCGUCAUGCCUCAAGGCUACAUCUCCCAGUGUCCAGACCUCAACCUCACUUGCCCCACCUGCAAUGACUUCCAUGGGCUGGUGCAGAAGAUCAUGGAGCUGCAGGAUGUCUUAGCCAAGACCUCCAGCAAGCUGUCGCGUGCAGAGGAGAAGAUGCAGGGUCUGGAUGGCUGUUACUGUGAGAGGAGCUGCAGUAUGAAUGGAGAGCGGUACAGGGAGGACGAGGGAUGGACAGACGGAUGCAGGAACUGUUCCUGCUAUAAUGGUACAGUCCAGUGUGAGACCAUCUCGUGCCCCCCUCCCCAGUGUCCCCCUGACUCCGCCCCUGCCUAUGUGCCAGGCACGUGCUGCAAAGAGUGUCAGCCUGUGUGUCUGUUCAGAGGAAGGGUGUACGUGGAAGGGGACUUGAAGAGUGUGAGGGAUUCAUCUGGAAACUGUUUACUGUUUGAGUGUCAGGAGCACAGUAUGCAGAGGGUGGAGAACGCUCCCUGUCCUGAACUGACCUGCCCCGAGUCUGACCACAUCACCCUUACAGACCGCUGCUGCAAAGUCUGCAGAGGUCAUCAUUUCUGUGUGGAGGGCCACAGUCCCAGCUGUGUGGAGAACUCAGAAUGUGUGAACCUGGAGGCUGGGUCCUGCUGCAGCUGUAAAGAUGGCUACCGCGCCCUGAGGGAUGACAGCGCGUACUGUGGAGAUAUUGAUGAGUGUGCUGAGGGAAAGCACUACUGCAGAGAGAACACCAUGUGUGUCAAUACUCCAGGAUCCUUCAUGUGCAUCUGCCACACUGGAUACAUCCGGAUCGAUGACUAUUCCUGCACAGGUGAGCCACCCACACACACACACACAGACACACACACACACACACACACACACCAGUCAAACACAUACAUCUGCAUGGGCACACACACACAUACACACUGCAGGCCUGACUUCUACAAAGGACAGUAUUAUUGACCAGAGUAAAGCUACUUUACCUUACAUUGCAUGAUUUGACAUCAGGGUUGUUUGUUUGAGAAGUGGGCUAACAUUAGAGGUUAGCUGGUCU
Messenger RNA from Oncorhynchus kisutch (coho salmon), 2038 nucleotides. Its product is annotated as protein NEL-like. The record is from RefSeq and is a predicted model, not a curated record. NCBI's taxonomy places the organism in Eukaryota, Metazoa, Chordata, Actinopteri, Salmoniformes, Salmonidae. Gene Ontology annotation, cellular component: cytoplasm. Gene Ontology annotation, molecular function: protein kinase C binding; heparin binding; calcium ion binding. Bases 364 to 1947 code for a protein of 527 amino acids. The transcript has 13 exons.